AUGGACACUUCGCCCACACUGCCAAAGUCCGCACCGCGCCCUGCACAAUACAAGCCAGUCUCAGACUCCACCGAAGCGGCGGGCGCAGGCUGGUGCGACCCACCGCCGGGGUUCCACAUGGCGCCGCAAACCCUAAAUUUGGACCCGAAGAAUGAUCGAGCGUGGCACCAGAAGGAGAACAAAUUGAGGGUCGAUCCCUCGUCGAUGCAUGUCUGCUCACUGACAGAAAGCUUCACCAUUACCUCUCACACGACCUUGUUGAAUUCCAUCAAAAUGCCUUCCUUCCCUCAAUUAGCGCAUCUGAACCCCUUCACGCGGCCACUGACCCCGGCGGACGUGAAAAGCUGCGUGACUGUUGAAAGCGCCUUCCCUGAACAAGAACGUUGCUCGGAGGAGAAGUUCCUAUACCGUCUCAACAAAUGCUCCGACCUCUGCCUCGGUCUAUUCAUCCACCCUUCUGAGACGCAAACACCCCAACUCAUCGCCCAUGUCAUCGCCACCAGAACCUCCUCAACGCGAGUCACGGAUGGGAGCAUGGAAAUGCCCGAGAACUGGACGUCGCUACCCGCCGACGAGGUCGUGACUGUCAUUGGCGAAGCUGUCGGUAGUGAGUCCCAUGGCGGCAGCGUCGCUGUUCAUUCUUUGGCCGUUGUGCCGGAAUAUCAGGGCAAGGGUGUCGGACGCGCUCUCUUCAAUGCGUACAUUGAGUAUAUCAAGUCUGGGGCGGUACGAGCGGACCGCAUCGUUGUUAUUGCGCAUGAUCAUUUGAUUCGGUUUUAUGAGAGCUUUGGGUUUAGGAAUGAGGAGCCCAGUGCUUGUGCGUUUGGUGGUGGAGGCUGGUUUGAUAUGGAGUUGAAGGUCUAG
This is a messenger RNA of Aspergillus affinis, 864 nucleotides long. RefSeq lists its product as uncharacterized. Gene Ontology annotation, cellular component: cytoplasm. Gene Ontology annotation, molecular function: aralkylamine N-acetyltransferase activity. The transcript has 4 exons. The coding region runs from base 1 to 864 and encodes 287 amino acids. The record is from RefSeq and is a predicted model, not a curated record. Lineage: Eukaryota; Fungi; Ascomycota; Eurotiomycetes; Eurotiales; Aspergillaceae.